Molecule: messenger RNA, 8209 nt
Organism: Periophthalmus magnuspinnatus
Lineage: Eukaryota; Metazoa; Chordata; Actinopteri; Gobiiformes; Gobiidae
Gene: tmem248
Product: transmembrane protein 248
Exons: 7
Coding region: 318-1340 (340 amino acids)
Source: RefSeq, a predicted model, not a curated record
ACGGACUACGCAGUGCGUCAGGAGGAAGCAGACCCAAACUGACAGAGCCCUCGGUACAUGUACCAGUGGACGGGCUAACACGGAGAAGUAGUCCGCAGCAUGGGACGGACUGUCCCCAGAACCUCUUAUCUUCAGCUCUCACAUCCAGCCACAUCCUUGUGCUCCUGUGCGGGCCGCUCACACGCUCUCAACUCCCGCUAGCAGCCCAGUGCAGCCUCGCUCCUGUCCUCCAACAACAGCAGCAGCGGGGCUAGCCGCCGCGCUGUCCCUGCGGGCCGCCGCACAGAACUGACCCUAGCGCCAGUGAACGGGACACGAUGGUGUACCUGUGGAAUCCUGUGGAGAACCUGCGCUCUUACAUCAUCAGCAGGCCUCCUCUGGUGCUGUUCAUGGUCAGUGUGAGCACACUGGCCAUCGCCUUCCUUACCAUCGGAUACUUCUUCAAGAUCAAGGAGAUCAAGUCUCCAGAGCUCACAGAGGACUGGAACACUUUUCUCCUGCGCUUCAAUGAGGUGGACCUGUGUGUGUCAGAGAACGAGACCAUCAAACAUGGCCUGAAUGAGUCCACCACACCCGAGAGCCUGGUGGUGACCAGCGGGCAAAGCCGCUCCAGCACCCAGAGCCCUCUGCUGCUGGACGAUCAGGGCCCCAUCAACAUCUCUGUGCCCAUCACCCUCACUCUGGACCCCCAGAGACCCUUCGGAGGGUACUCCCGCAACAUCACCCACUUGUAUGCCACCGUGCUGGGCCAGCAGGUCGGCCUGUCCGGGCGUGAAGCCCACGAGGAGGUGAACAUCACCUUCACUCUGCCUGUGUCCUGGAGCUCAGACGACUGUGUUCUGCAUGGGCACUGUGAGCAGGUGGUCUUCAGCACCUGUAUGACCCUCACAGCAAACAGCAACAUCUUCCCCGUCACUGUACAACCUCCUCACUGUGUCCCGGAGACGUACACCAAUGCCACCUCAUGGUACAAAGUCUUCACUACAGUGCGGGACUCAGACACAAAGUACAGCCAGGACUAUAAUCCGUUCUGGUGCUACAAGGGAGCCAUCGGCAAAGUGUACCAUGCCCUCAACCCCAAGCUGACUGUCAUUGUACCAGACGAUGACCGUUCUCUCAUCAACUUGCACCUGAUGCACACCAGCUACUUCCUAUUUGUCAUGGUCAUCACCAUGUUCUGCUAUGCCGUCAUCAAAGGGCGCCCAGGGAAGCUAAGGCAGAGCUCGCCCUCUGACUUCUGCCCCGAGAAGGUACAGCAGGCAGCACUGCACAAUGACACGGACAGGUGGCGCUGUCAGAGGGUUAAGAAGAGCCAGGACUAUAUCAGAACUUACCUGUGAAGGGACACAAGUGGCCCCGCGGCCCCCAGGAGCUCUGUGGACUCCACCCAAAUGUUGGUCCCACUCCAACCAAAGAUGAUUCAAGUGCCUGUAUCCAAGUGUACAUAUGAGAAGAACUCCACACAUAAGACCCUCCCCCUGCUGUCCCCUGCUGUCCCCUGCUGUCCCUGCUUGCAUCCUUAAUCUAGCAAAAUAUCAAAAAGGCUUCCUUCAUUCAUCUUGCAGCUUUUUGGAAGAAUGAGAGAAAUCGUAAAUGGUAGGAGGGUGGGAGACAAAGUUCAUAUCGCUGUUUUUUUCAUACAUUUUUAAAGACCCACUGUGUCACAUUUUAAAUAAGAUUUUUAAAGUGUCCAUAUUACACUGUUUUCUGGUCUAUGUUAUAAUGUUGUUUUCUCAUCAAAAACAUAGCUGGCGUUGUGUUUUGUUUCACUCACAUGUUUAACACACAAACCCUGCAUAUUUAGGCUGUGUUCUUCUCUCAAACAGAAAACACUGUUUUACUUCGUGAUGUACUUAAGGGGUAGUACAGAAAGAGCUCCACUGUGUUUUUAAAUUCCAUACACCAUCUCUAGAAUCAUUUGGAUAAUUUCAGCCCUGGAAUUGCCAAUCUCUACUGAACUAAAAGGAGCUGUUAACUCGAAAACUACCACUUCAUGACAUCACAGUGGAACAGAGCAUUUUGAGCUUUGGAGGUGUGGACAGACUAAUAAUAAGGGGAUACACAAACGUGUGAAUGAAACAAAACACAACUCCAGCUAUGUUUUUGAGGACAACAUUCUAACACGCCUUAAAGCUCACAAGAGUCAAAUUCGCGUAAUAUAGGACCUCUAAAAGGUAUGCAACUUUUCUGCUGGAAGAUUUGCCACUUGCUUGUUUGCUUGGAGAUGUAAUUGUCAGAUCUAUGGAAAGGCGAGUCCUCUCAGAGUAAGGAUGAAUAAAUCCAAGAGAUAUAAAUUUAAAGUCGUACAGUGGAACAUUCCAGGCAAAGCAAUAACAUAUUUAUGGAGAAAAAAACAUAGCAGAUACCCCACUACAAGUCUCCACUGUACCUUUAAAAGCUUUUUAUUUCAUUCAUGUGUUUUUAAAGGUCUUAUUUUAUGCAAAAAUGGACUGAUGUGAGCUUUUAGUCAUGUUAUAAUGUUACCUCAUCAAAAACAUACCUGGAGUUGUGUUUGGUUCAUUCACACAUUUGAGUAAUCCUGUAUUUUUAGGCUGUCUUCAUCUCCAGAGCUCAAAAUGUUCUUUUCCACUGUGUGAUGUCAUCAAGUGGUAGUUUUGAAGUUAGCUGCUAUUUUUUUGCCUCAAUUGAACUGAUUACUUCUACAGUACACUAGAAUAACCUUAUUGCUUUGUUGCCUUUAAAACAAAUGUUUUACUGUUUGUUCAGUUGCAAUUUCCACAGAAAAUCUGUAAUAUCUUCCGGUGCUGAGAAGUGAAGCAGUUUCAACAAGGCUAAAACGGUACCUUCAGCAAUUCCAUGGCUGAAAUUGUCCAAAUGAUUCUAGUGAAGGUGUAUGGAGUUCAGGGGAUCAGUUCCUGUACUUCCACUUAAUGACUUAAUGACUUAAUGACUAAUCACUUAAUAGUGUUUGAGAACAGAACUCAGCCUAAAUAUGCAGGGUCUGUGUUAAACAUGUGAGUGAAACAAAACAUUACUCCUGGUGUGUUUAUGAUGAGUAUACAACAUUAUAACAUAGAUUUAACAUUUUCGUAACAUUGGCCCUUUAAUGCUCAGAAAUGCCAUCAAAAACAUUCAGGUGGAGUGGCUGUCACCAAGGCCAAGUUACAAAUCAGAUCUGCAACGAGAUGAGCCCCCUCAGACUCAGAAUGCAUGUUAUUUCAGGGUGUUAUUGACCAAUAAAAAGACCAGUAAUGAAAAAAGACAGUGUUUACUUUAGUUCUUAGCUGAAAUGUUACACAGUGGGGUUUUACAGCAAUAUAAAGCGAUUAUGUGCUUCUUCUAAGAGUCCUCUCCUCUCAUUGAUUAAGCCUGGCUGCCACUCACUCAGAGCUGACAGAGGCUGACCAAUAGGAGGGCUUAAACCUGUCUGUUUAGCAUCAUGUGGCCCGCCCCCCCACUUUCCAAUGUUUCCUACAAACUUAAAACUUGAGCACUUGAUACAUUUAGAAGAAAAUUAUUGUGCAUUUGUAACACAACAUUUACAAUUUUAAAUUUCUCUACACUGAUAAAAUACUUAAAGGUCCUAUAUGAUGCACUUGCCAAGAUUGUACUGCUUUUUGAUCUCUUUGCUGUAGCACUGGUGUUUUCUGUUUAUAUACAUUUUUAAUAGAUGGCACUGGCUUGAGAAGCAGGUUAAAUCAGGCUCAAGACCACAGACUAUAUAUAUAUAUAUAAAAAUAAAUAAAUAAAUGGACAUAGCUCACCCUGUAACCGCUUCGGCCCAAAUAGGAAGUGAGAAUGGGCAGGAUGGCUCUAAUUAAUUUUCAUCUGAAAAACUGUCAGCUCUCUCUCUGUAACUGCCGCUAUUUUGUCCCUAAAUCAAGAUAUCAACAUUAAUAACAGACCAAUCAGGUGCCUUGUUUCCCGGAGAUCACUCCUGAUAGCGUUACCAAGAGGUUGAUUGACAGUAUUACUGAGCGCCCGCCCUCUGCCAAACCAGCUGUAUGGGCGGAAAGGUGCGAUACUUUCAACACUCUCCUUCCAGAUUGGCUAUUUGGUUGCUAUGAUACACAUGCUCGGAUUUCCAAAUGUGGGUUUGCCCUCCAAAGUAGCUGCUCUAACUGCUAGCCUCAAUGAGCUUCUUCUGGCUGGAGCCGAAAGCUGUGGAUGAUGUCAAACUCCCUCAGUCGACUUCUUUACAGUAUAUGCUCAAAAUAACAGCUGUUAGUGUUGAAGUUGGUUAGUCGUAAAGGUGCAUGGACUGUAUAAACAUGGAGGAGCACUUUUACACAACUAGAUAGCGACAUAAAACUAAUAUUUCAUAAACAUAUCGCAGAUUAUAGGACCUUUAAGUCUUUAUUUCGCUCUGGACACUGCAUUGGCUGACAUAUGAUAAUAAUAAUAAUUUGACAUAUUGUGCAGCCUUAUAAUAGUCACACCCAUUAAUUCUGUUAUGAAAAUCAAAUCUCACUCUUUGUACUCUGUCAGUAUUAAUUUCUGGAUUUCGGCACUGAUUUCAGCACCUCCACUGACAGUUUGAAACAUGCCGACGUUGCGACACGUGGAAUUCCUCUUUUUAUUUCUCCUCUUGUGGCUUUAAUCUUAAUGUUUUGAACUGUUCCACCUUGUGUUUGGUUGAUCUCCUGAUGGACUCUUGCCUUACCAAUGUCACUCUGCCUCGUUAUAGUUUCGAUCAUACUGUUUGUCUUUGCACACCUCCCUACUCUGUUGUUUUGUUUUUAUCAAUGGUUCCACAAUGAUAAAGAGUUUAAUUUUCAGGUGCAGUUCUUGUUAGUGGGAAGACCUAAUCAUAUUAUUACAUAGCUCAAUCAAAAGUAGUACUGUUUAACUGAUUAUAUGCAAAGUCCUGCAACAAAUUUGAAUAUACAGAUUAUAUGAUGUUGAGGUUCUUAUAGUCAGACCUGUAUUACAGAUUUUGGUGCUGUCCUACUUGGAGUAGUACGACAGUGCCAUCUGCAGUCCAACUUCUUCAGAACUGUAUCCCAAAUGUCAGUUGAUAGAGUGCUGUUUCUCUGACCUGAAGCUUGGCGGUUUGAAUCUCACUCACAACAUAAACAUUUCUGGUAGAGCGGUCAGAUCAACCGAUUCAUGGGUUGACGGUACGAUCCCAGCUCCCACAGAUGAAUGCUGUCGUCGUGUCUUUGGGCUAGACAUGUAACCCAUCUCGCCCUCAGUGUCUGCGCACCCUGGUGGAUAAAUGUGUGUGUGAACGGGUGAGUGGUUCCUUGAUGUAAAGAGCUUUGAGUGCCUUGAAGGUAGCUAUAUAAAUAUGACCAUUAAUUUAACCAGACUAUAUAUCAGUAUGAGAGGGAUACAGUUCUGAAGUCAGACUGCAGAUGGUGCUGUCGUCCAACUGCAUAAACCAGCUGAUCAGAAACAUCAGGAGACACUUGUGAGGAAGGUGGCAGAGUGUAGCAGAAACAUGUCAAGCAUCAAACUUUCAUGCUUAUUUAGUGUUCUAAAUGAAGGUAAUACUUAUUUUUAGUUUGUUUACUACAAAUGUGAAGACUACACCAGGACUAAACGAAACCUUGACUAAACCUGGAUUAAACUAGGACUAAAGAAGUCCUGGUGUAGUCCUAGUUUAGUCCUGGCCAAAACUAACUACUAAGAGGUGGUAACAUAUCUGCAUAUACUUCUGCAUUGACAUCACCAUACCAGAGGGGCGCAGAUAUACUUUUUACACCAGAUACCCUUCCUCACUUUGAACGUUUUCUGAAUACAGUACACCUGAAAAUUACGUCUAUAGGCAUAGGAACUCACCCUACUGUUGAAUCAGUUGAGUUAUGUUUGAGUUGCACGUUUGGAGCGCACCUUUUGGGCACUUUGUUUUUCCUCCUGUGAAUUGUCUGUAAACAAUCUGGAGAUUUAGUUGGGAUCUUCCUGAAAUCGAAUAAUGAUGUGUACAUAAUUCUAUUAAUAUGCUGUAUUUAUGACGAAAUGGUUUAUUUUUAUUAUGAUUUUGUAGUUGAUCAGACACAGUGUGAGAAGGUCUGCUGUGUGAGUGACGUGUGUGACUGGAUUCAUGCAUGUUUAGACUAUGCUUACAAGAUUAACAUGGCAAAAUAAAAAUAUUAGGGAUGGGGCAAUAUGGUGAUAUCCAAUAUUUGGCCUGCUGCUGUGGCCGAUAACCGAUAUUUGCCGAUACCAAUAUUUGGCUUUUAAAAUCCAUAACAAGACCCACAAAUUGCUCUUAAAUUGAAGUAAAGAACACUAAUUAACUUUUCACUUUUGUACAAAUAAUAACCUCUAUUUAACUGGAUAUAAAAUAUUUUUGUACAUGUUUGUGUAAUAUACACUCUGUUCAAAAAGGGCACACAAAGAAUGGGCCCAAAAAAUAUCGGCAUAGAAUAUUGAUAUCGAACAUCAGCAUCAAUACUGGAACCAAUAAAAAAAAUACAUCAUAAUCAUAUAUGUAUUAUAACAUUUUUAUUACAAAUUGUCUUUGACCCUGUAAACAAUAACAUUCUAAAUUGUGGAAUGGAGGCAGCUGGAAGCAAAAGUGAAGUGGAACAUAAUGCACUUUGAAUAGAGAAAGUCACUUCAUCAGAUACACAGAUAGAGACUACAGAUAUAUUACACCAUAAAUUAUACUUAAAUACAAUUUUGAGGCCAACUACCUAACUGUAGAAAUUCAAAAUUGUUGCUUAUUUUUUGUUGUAUAGUCUUUAUAGCAUAGUAUAGUCUAACAUUUGGAUUUGUUAAAUCAGGUAAUCAUUGAAAAUAAAUUACAUCUGCUUCAUUUUGCCUCCAGUAAUAUGCCUCCAGUUGACAUCAUUUUAAAGGGUCUAUUCAUACUGAGUUAAUGAUUUUUGAUGCCCAAUACCCAGUAUUAAAGGGCCCAUAUUAUGCUAUUUUCUGAUCUAUGUUAUAAUAUUGUUUCCUCAUGACAAAAAUACCUGGAGUUGUUUUUUUUUCAUUCACACAUUUGUUCCACCUUGUGAUGUCAUGUGGUAAUAAACUCCACUGUGUUUUUAACUCCAUACACCUUCACUAGAAUAAUUUUGAUAAUUUAAGGCCUUUAUUCAGAAUUAUAGUUGGUGAAAUUUUAAGUAUACAUUUCUGAUCUGUUUAAAAAUAAAAAUUUAAAAUUUCACCUUUUAAAUAUGCAGCACAUAUUUUCCAGACCUCAAAUUCAAUAGUCAAAUUCAGAGUGUAAAAUGGGCAGUGAAAAGUUUUGCAGCAAAGAUCCAAAAUACCAAGCCUUAAGCAAUCAGUCCUAAGAAAGUCGAUCUAACUUCCUAAGAACCGAGAAAGGGAAUCUGGUCAGAAUUAGCCUAAUCAAAACCUCAUCUCUUCGAUUCCUUAACUAUAAGACCCGCCCAGAGAAAGGCCAACAGUCUGCCUCUGUCCUCCUCACUCAUACACAAUGUCUUGGCAUAUUGGAUCUUUGCUGUGAUUUUUUUCACUGCAAAUGUUACACUCUGAAUUUUGACUGUUUAAUAUAUGUGUUGAAUAUUUAAAAGUUGUUUGAAACGCAGUGAAAAGGUAUACUUAAAAUUCAUUAACUGAAAAUCAGAAUAAAAACAAUUCAUCUUUUUUUUUUUUUUUUUCAGAGCAUUUUCAGCUUUGGAGAGGUAGACAGACUAAUAUGUGUGAAUGAAACAAAACACCACUCCAGGUAUGUUUUUGAGGUUGUAACAACAAGCCCACGUGAGUCAGUUUUGCUUAAUAAAGGGCCUUUAUAAUAUAUUUAUAACUGAUAAAUAUGCAUGAAUCCUGCAUCAUAGAUUUCUUUUUUUUCUAAUGACAAAUUGUACCACAUCUGACUUACCUCUGUUCUCGAUCUGUUCCAUGUUUCCUGUACCUGUUGAAUGUAUUUUUUAUAAUCAGAAUAAUACGAUGCAAUGCUCAGAAGUGAUUUUAAACUUUGUACAUAUGAUUUUGUUUUUGGCAUUUAAAUGGCUUUACUUGAAUUGUACUCAUCAGUUUUGGUUAAUUCUGUCAUAAUCGUUCCACUUUGACUGCGAGUGUGAUUUAAAAUGGAACUCAGUCUUCCCUGUCCCUGUCUGAUGGAUAUUUCACAAAAAGACAAAAAGGUGAAAUGGGAACCAAAGUGGUGGAUUCGCUCCAUGUGGAUGGCUUCACUUCCUGCUUCGUACCGCACUGGCCUCUGAUUGGCUGUUGAGAGAAUGUGUUGUGUGCUGUGUCUGAACCAUAGAAGUGCUAAGUGCAGCUUGUGCUCUGCUUCAGUCUGUUUCAGGAUAAACUCCACUGCUAAACCAAA